CUAAAUUCAAACCAAUCAUCAAUAUGAAUCUAUUCACUGUCUUCUUCGCAAUCGUCCUGGCCGUAGCCACCGUCGCCGGACAACGAUUCGGUUUCCCGCACACAGCCCAGUUCGGGCUUGCCUCGCUGACCGGUGACUUUGGUGGACCGACUGCAUUCGGUGGACAGGAAUUGUCAGGUACUUUGAACGCUGGUGUCAGAGAUCCAAGACAGAACCGAGGACCUGUUGUGUUCCCGCCCGCACCCGCUGAUGCUCCAGUUGAGUCGAGCGGAGUCAUUGUCGGUGCUUCCGGAUACGGUUUCGUGCCACCGAAUACGCCCCAGAAAUUCAGGAAAAAGGCACCUCCGUUCCGGUAUCCGUUAGCGCCCUGGAAGCUACCAGUGCCCUCGUCCGGGACGACCGGAACACCCCAGCGUCCGAAGAAGCCCGGCAUCGUGAAGCUGACACCGACCGUCCCCAUCGUCGGCUACAAGAAACCUACGCCACAGAAGUGGUUCCGGUUCUACAAGGGACAGGGUACACCAGCCGUUCGGAAACCUCCUCCCCUUCCUCCUCCCGGCCCACCAGGCUAUGGUGGGGCUGGCGUCUUCAUAAGCCGUCCCAAAGCGGUCUCCCCUGUGGGGGUAAGUGUUAGCUACGCGACUAGACAUUAG
Anopheles maculipalpis is the source of this 653-nucleotide messenger RNA. Its product is annotated as actin-binding protein WASF3. The record is from RefSeq and is a predicted model, not a curated record. The transcript has 4 exons. The coding region runs from base 24 to 653 and encodes 209 amino acids. Lineage: Eukaryota; Metazoa; Arthropoda; Insecta; Diptera; Culicidae.